This is a messenger RNA of Sporisorium graminicola, 2562 nucleotides long. RefSeq lists its product as uncharacterized. The coding region runs from base 1 to 2562 and encodes 853 amino acids. Gene Ontology annotation, molecular function: tRNA threonylcarbamoyladenosine dehydratase activity; ubiquitin-like modifier activating enzyme activity. The record is from RefSeq and is a predicted model, not a curated record. Gene Ontology annotation, cellular component: mitochondrial outer membrane. Gene Ontology annotation, biological process: cyclic threonylcarbamoyladenosine biosynthetic process. The transcript has a single exon. NCBI's taxonomy places the organism in Eukaryota, Fungi, Basidiomycota, Ustilaginomycetes, Ustilaginales, Ustilaginaceae.
AUGUCGGAUUCGAGCUUCUCCUCUUCAUGGCUUUCGUCGCUGUCGACUUCCAACGGCAGGAACGCGUUGCUUCUGGGAUCGAUCGCGGUGGGCUCUUCGAUUGCCACGGCGGCUGCGAUCCUGGGCACGCAGCGCAUCACACGACGAAAGAAGCGUCAAGACUUGUCGGAUGCCGUCACCAAGUCGGCCAACAUGCAGGGUACGGAUCGACUGCAGCGCUUUGAUCUGGACCGCGAUGCAGCCUCGUCUUCGACGGACGGAGGAACACCGCGGUACCUUUCGGGACUGGCGAGCAACUCGCUGAGGCCAGCAUCACAUCUGCGCAACUCGACCAGCUUUUACUCGAGCAACCACACGCCUCCGUCUCCCGCUGGACCAUCACGUGCUGAAACCAUCGGCCGCAACGACAGCUCCUCGCGCAAGCGUCUGCCGUCGGUCGAGCAGUGGGACGAAAGCCUGAUCCGCGAGCAACUCUCCCGCAACUACAGCUUUUUGGGCGAAGAGGGCAUGACGGCGAUCCGCAACUCGUUUGUCAUUGUGGUCGGAGCAGGAGGCGUAGGAUCGUGGGCAGCUCUGAUGCUGUUGCGCUCAGGAAUCUCCAAGCUUCGGCUCAUCGACUUUGAUCAGGUCUCGCUCUCUUCGCUCAACCGGCACGCUUGUGCUACGCUCGAGGAUGUCGGCCGACCCAAGGUGGUGUGCUGUGCUGAAAAGUUUGCACAGAUUGCACCCUGGGCCACGUUGGAGGCAUGGGUGGAGCUCUUCCGCGGCGAUGAGGCGGAGCGACUCCUGGGCGGCAACCCAACGUAUGUGGUGGAUGCGAUCGACAACAUCGAUACCAAAGUCGAGCUACUGCGGUUCUGCGCCGAACGCAAGAUCAAGGUCAUUAGCUCCAUGGGUGCGGGCGCCAAGAGCGAUCCGAGCCGCAUUCAGAUUUCCGAUAUCAGCGUCACCUCCGAGGAUCCACUGGCCCGCAGCGUACGUCGGCGUUUGCGGGCGCUCGGCUUGCCGCCCAUUCCACCCAAGGAGGUGGAGGAGAAAGCCAAGCGCGAGGCAGAACAGCUGGAAAAGGCGCAGUCCCAGGCUGCUCCUCGUCGGCCCAACAACAAGCAGGGCGGCAAGGCGAACAAGGCGAACAAGGCGAACAAGCAAGGCAACGCGUCGGCGACGCUCGACGUGCCCUCUGCCAGUGCCGACGCGGACCGUACACCAAUGAAGGCGAGCCCGAGCGACGAAUGGACGCGGAAAAGUGCGAACAAGGGGAACAGCAGUGGAUCCUCUUCGCCCAAGCUGGGCUCCAAGGGGAGCAGCAGCGGUGUGCAGCCACGAUAUGCUCGCAAAGCGACUUGUUCGCCUUCUCCGCUCGCGUCCCGAAGCGGCAGUUCGACUGAUCUCACUUUGCUGAGCGGGUCCAGCAGCAACGACACGGCUGCUACGGUUGCCAGUUCGGCAUCGAGCUCCCGGGCAGUGUCUGCAGCCAUGCCGCAAGCACCGCGCCAUAGCCGACGGGCGAGCAGCGUCUCUUCCUUUGGAUCGGGCGCGUAUGCUACGCCCAUGACGACGCCUUCGGACGAGAUGGCGGCGCUGCUGCCGGACGAGGGCGAUCAGGAUGCGAGCCUGCGACCGCUGGACGACGAGGAGAAGGAGGACACUGGCUCGUUGGAGGGCACUCGGAAUUGGGAAGGUAGACGCGCAUCUCAAAGCAGUGCAGCUGCCUCGGACGCGACGGCAGUCGACUUGGCAGCGCAUUCGGCACCGCGUAUACAGAGGACCGACAAGCUGCGGAGACGCGUGUCCGAGGUGGAAGAGCUGUCGCCGUCGCCGUCGCCGUCGAGCUCAUCGCCGGCUCUGUCGCGCAGUGCGUCGUUCAGGCCGACACUGGCACCUACGGCUGCGGCUGCGGAGGAAACGUGUACGGAGCCGACGUUUUUCAUCCCGUGCGUCUACUCUACGGAGAAAUCCGACACGCGUCUUCUGCCGCUGGACGAGGACGAGUUUGAAAAGGGCAACGUGGACGAGUUGGCGGCGUUGGAAGACUUCCGCGUACGCAUCCUGCCCGUACUUGGCCCGCUGCCGGCCAUGUUCGGGCUGGCGGUGGCGACGUUCAUCCUGUGCGAGAUCGGCGGGCAAAAGAUGGAGCCGCUUGCGUUCAAAGGACGCCGGAAGCUGUACGAAAAGCUGUUCCACGACCUGUCCGUCUCGGAAUCGCGCCAUCCCGUGCCCGGCACGCAAUCGGCUGUCCAGGACAGCAACAACACGGGUCCGCGCCACUACAUCCCGUUCAGCAUCAACGACAUCGCCUACCUGUUCGAAGAGGUGUUCCGGGGCAGGAGCGUCGUCCCGCCGUUCGACAGCUUGUCCGGCGCGCAGCUCGAGAGGUGGGACUCGACGCUGCCGUUGAGCUUCCAGAACGUGGCGCUCUUCUCGCGCGCGCAGGCCAAGGUGCACGAAGCCGAGGUGCUCAGGAAGGGCAGAAGCCCUGUGGAGGUGUGGGGGGCCGAUGCGGCGCACAUGAUCAAGCGCAGGAUGGCGAGCGAGCGCAGGAGCGGCUUUUUCCGCUUUUGA